This is a messenger RNA of Aspergillus glaucus CBS 516.65, 1140 nucleotides long. Its product is annotated as 3-hydroxyacyl-CoA dehydrogenase family protein. Gene Ontology annotation, molecular function: NAD+ binding; oxidoreductase activity, acting on the CH-OH group of donors, NAD or NADP as acceptor. Gene Ontology annotation, biological process: fatty acid metabolic process. The record is from RefSeq and is a predicted model, not a curated record. NCBI's taxonomy places the organism in Eukaryota, Fungi, Ascomycota, Eurotiomycetes, Eurotiales, Aspergillaceae. The transcript has 3 exons. The coding region runs from base 256 to 1140 and encodes 294 amino acids.
GGAAUAUCUCGUUGUUCCUUCGAAUCCAAGAUUCCGAGCUAUAUGCACUCCGUACCGAGUAUAGGAUUCGUGUAUAGUAUCUAGUCCACUCACCGCGGGUAUUGCGGACCGUAUGUGUUUUUGAGUACAUAAUGGUUUCCGAGGAUGUGUCGUUGUAGUUGUAGGGUAGUAGUAUAAGUAUGCUCUAUCGUUCUCAUCCAGAAACUACUCAUCUCCAGCUCAUUCAAGUCAUAUCAUACCAAAUCGAACACCACAAUGUCCACCUGGAACCCUCAAGACUACCGCACCCGCCCGGUUACCAUCCUAGGCGGUGGCGUCCUCGGUCGUCGCGUUGCCUGCGUCUGGUCCUCCGCCGGCUACGCCACCCGCAUCUUCGACCCCAGCCCCGACCAACGUCAAGCAGCAAUAACCUACAUCACCGAAAACGCACCUUCCUACGCCCAACGCACCGCAAUCCAACCAAACAAUGACAUCCAGGCCUUCGACAACCUGGGCGAUGCAGUCUCAACCGCCUGGCUAGUUAUCGAGGCCGUUCCUGAGAAACUGGCCCUCAAGAUUGAUACAUUUGCCGAGCUAGCCACUCUCGCACCGGCGGACUGUAUCCUGGCAUCGAAUUCUUCGUCCUAUAAGACCUCCGAGAUGCUUGAAAAGAUUGCCCCGGAGGCAGAAGCUAGGACUCGGAUUCUGAACACGCAUUACUACAUGCCCCCCGGGAACAUGAUCGUCGAGCUCAUGACAAACGGCCACACAAGUGUGUCUAUCUUCCCGUUCCUCGUUGAGCGAAGCAGAGAAGCUGCAUUGGUACCGUACGUCGCGAGGAAGGAGUCUACGGGUUUUAUUUUCAAUAGACUCUGGGCGGCGGUGAAGAGAGAGGCGUUGAUGGUUUUGGCGGAGGGUGUUUCGGAGCCAGAGGAGAUUGAUGAUAUGUGGAAGAGGAUGUUUGUGGAGGGGGCUGCUGUACCUUGUGCGAUGAUGGAUAAUGUCGGUCUUGAUACGGUUGCGUUUAUCGAGGAGCAUUAUGUCAAGGAGAGGGGGCUUUCGGGGGAGAAGACUGUUGAUUUUCUGAGGGAGAAGUACCUGGAGAAGGGCAGGUUGGGGUCGAAGUGUGAAAAGGGUGGUUUGUAUCCUCCUGCCUCCUAA